Molecule: messenger RNA, 1023 nt
Organism: Ilyonectria robusta
Lineage: Eukaryota; Fungi; Ascomycota; Sordariomycetes; Hypocreales; Nectriaceae
Product: putative short-chain dehydrogenase
Exons: 2
Coding region: 1-1023 (340 amino acids)
Source: RefSeq, a predicted model, not a curated record
AUGUCUGAUUCAUUUAAGCCUUACGCCACUCAAUUCUCCAACCCCAAAGGACCGGGUGACGCACGACCCACUGCGCUUCAAAUCAUCAACGACAACCAUCUCACAAACAAGUGGGCCGACAAGGUCGUCCUUGUGACUGGAGGCACCUCUGGGCUCGGAACUGAGACGGCGCGAGCUCUCGUGGCCACCGGCGCCCAUGUCUUCAUCACCGCCCGCGACCUCCAGAAGGCGCAGGGCGUUGUCGAUAACAUCCUCAAGUCGUCUGAGGGUGCUGGCAAGCUGGAAGUCAUCGAAAUGGAUAUGAACUCGCUUGAAUCAGUUAAGAAAGCUGCACAUACCUUCCUUUCUAAGUCGACUAAGCUGAAUAUCCUCGUGGCCAACGCUGGAACCAUGGCGACGCCAGAAGGGAGUAAGACCAAGGACGGAUUCGAACAGCAAUUCGGAGUAAACCACCUGGCCCACUUCACACUGACGGCCUUGCUGCUCCCCGCCCUCAUCAACGGCAGCACUCCGUCUUUCAACUCGCGUGUCGUAGCUCUCACGUCGGCCGCGCACAGAUACUCUGCCAUCAACUGGGACGACGUCAACAUGACAAAAAGUUACGACCCGUGGGUCAGUUACGGGCAGUCUAAGACGGCCGCCAUUUGGAUGGCCAACUACAUCGACCGCGUCUACGGCUCGCGGGGUGUCCACGCCCUGUCGGUACACCCAGGUGGUUCCCUGACUGCACUGUUCCAGAACGUGACGCCUGAAAUGAUGGCCCAGUGGCAGAAAGACACCGCUAUGAUGGCCAACAUGACGACCGCGGAGCAGGGUGCCGCAACGAGCACCUGGGCUGCAACGGCCAAGGUCUGGGAGGGUCAGGGCGGCAAGUAUCUGAGCGACUGCAGCGUGGCGGGGCCUGCACAAGAUGCCAUGUCUGUCCUGGACCCUGGAUAUGCACCGCAUGCAUUCAACGAAGAAGGGGAAAACAAGUUGUGGACCUUGAGCUGCGAGCUUACUGGUGUGGAGGCUAUGGAGUAG